UUUCUAUUCCUUUACAAAACCAAACAAGGUAAGACUAUUUCAACAUAUAUAUAGUUUAUAUCAAAUCUAACAGAGUCUUAUAAGUGAAUAUUUGUAUAUCGAAGAAUCUCUUAAACACGUGAUUAGAGAUUCAGUCUUGUGUGAGUGUAUAGAAAAAAUUUUAUUUUGCAAGUAGCCAAUCUCAUAAAUCGAUUUUCGUACCUCAAAUGAUUAGUGUCUUACUUUUGCUCGCGAAUAUGCUAGGAGCACCCAAACAAAUUUAUCUAUUUAAGUGGUCAUAAAAGACUUAACCUAACUUAAGUUUAGUUCAUUUCCACAAUAAGCAUGGGCAUGGAGCUUCAUGUUCUCACAUCAAUAAUCCUUGGUUUCCUCUUCUUCAUGGUAGUAAUCAAAAUCAUUUGGAGAUCAAAAACUAAGAAAAUUACAAACUCCAAAUUACUACCAGGACCAAGAAAACUUCCACUCUUAGGAAACAUCCACCAGCUUGGAACCUUACCUCAUCAUUCCCUAGCAAAAUUAGCACAACAAUAUGGACCUCUCAUGCACAUGCAACUUGGUGAACUUUCAUGCAUAGUUGUUUCAUCUCAAGAAAUGGCUAAAGAAGUGAUGAAAACACAUGAUCUCAACUUUGCAAAUAGGCCUCCACUUCUUGCAGCAGAAAUAAUCACUUAUGGAUACAAAGGAAUGACUUUUUCACCACAUGGUUCUUAUUGGAGACAGAUGAGGAAGAUUUGCAAUAUGGAGCUUCUAUCACAAAAGCGCGUCGACUCUUUUCGAUUCCAAAGGGAAGAAGAGUUGAAAAAUCUUGUGAAAGAUUUGAUUUUGAGUGAAGGGUCAAGCAUAAAUCUUAGUGAGAAGGUUGAUUCAUUGGCUUAUGGAUUAACUUCAAGAACAGCUUUUGGUGAAGAAAUUGAAGGUAAAGAAAAGUAUAGGAAACUUAUGAAGGAAGUUUCAAAGAUGGCUGGAGGGUUUUCUGUUGCUGACUUGUAUCCUUCAAUUGGAAUUCUUCAAGUUCUUACUGGAUUAAGGCAAGGGAUUGAGAGGCUUCAUAAUGAAAUGGAUGAGAUACUUGAGAAUGUUGUGAGGAUUCAUAGAGAAAAGGAUUUGAAAAAGAGGGAUAAGGAAGAAACAGGGGAGGAUCUUGUUGAUGUUCUAUUGAAGAUGCAAAAGGAUAGUGAUCUUGAACAUCCCUUAUCUGAUAUCAUUGUCAAAGCAACAAUUUUGGAUAUCUUCAGUGCCGGAAGUGACACAACAUUUACAAUUCUAGAGUGGACAAUGUCAGAACUGAUUAAAAAUCCAAAUGUAAUGAAGAAAGCACAAGCUGAAGUGAGGAGUGUCUACAAUGAAAAAGGGUAUGUAGAUGAACAAAAUCUUCACAACCUCAAAUACUUAAAAUCAGUUAUCAAAGAAACAAUGCGUCUACAUGCACCAGUUCCAUUGUUACUUCCAAGACAAUGCAGUGACAAAUGUGAAAUUAAUGGAUAUGAAAUACCAGCCAAAAGCAAAGUCAUUAUUAAUGCAUGGACAAUAUGCAGAGAUCCAAAAUAUUGGAUUGAACCUCAGAAAUUUUGUCCAGAAAGGUUUGUUAAUAGCUCAAUUGAUUACAAAGGUGUUGAUUUUCAGUUUACACCAUUUGGUGCUGGAAGAAGAAUGUGUCCUGGAAUAGUAUUUGGUAUAGCUAACUUGGAAAUCUCACUUGCAAAUUUGCUUUUUCAUUUUGAUUGGAAUAUGCCUAAUGGAUAUAAGGCUGAUGAACUUGACAUGGAUGAAUCAUUUGGUUUGGCUGUUAGAAGAAAAAAUGAUUUGUGGUUGGUUCCAACUAUUUAUCAUGGCUCAGGUUAUAAGACACUGGAUUAAUGUCAGUGAAAAUUAAUUAUAGUGUUAUGUUCUUUGUUAUGUGUACUUUGAUGGAAGAAACUAUUAGAUGUUAUUAGUUCACUAUAUACUUAGUAAUGCUAUUAAAAUGUAGAUACAUAAUUAAUGUAAUAAUUUGUAAUUCUACCUUUUAAAAUAUGUCAUGAUUAUAGUCUAUUGGACAUAGCUAGAUUAAGAGAGAACAAUUUAUUUGCCUGACA
Molecule: messenger RNA, 2075 nt
Organism: Cicer arietinum (chickpea)
Lineage: Eukaryota; Viridiplantae; Streptophyta; Magnoliopsida; Fabales; Fabaceae
Product: desmethyl-deoxy-podophyllotoxin synthase-like
Molecular function (GO): heme binding; oxidoreductase activity, acting on paired donors, with incorporation or reduction of molecular oxygen; monooxygenase activity
Source: RefSeq, a predicted model, not a curated record